Caenorhabditis briggsae is the source of this 894-nucleotide messenger RNA. Lineage: Eukaryota; Metazoa; Nematoda; Chromadorea; Rhabditida; Rhabditidae. The transcript has 6 exons. The record is from RefSeq and is a predicted model, not a curated record. Bases 1 to 894 code for a protein of 297 amino acids.
AUGCUGGCUCGUUAUUUAUGGAUUGGAGCAACUGCCACAUGUUUUUUGGCACUCUUAUCAACCCUGUGGACCUUAUUCAACGCCUAUCAGCUUUGGGCUACAAUUCAGGAUGUGGAAAAUGCCAUUGUUGAUUUAAUUGAUGAAGCUUGUCAAAUUCUCCUUCCCAUUGGAGUGUGCAAGCAGAUUUGUCAUCCUCACCACAUUGGGACAGUCAACGCCAACUACGGAAUCAAAGGACAAAAACAAGACGUUAAACCAGGCACUCGGGACAAUCGAUAUCCAGAAGAUGUCACAUUCCCACCGUCCGAUAUUGAAAAGGUGUAUGAUGUGAUGGGAGACGAGGACGCUCGAAAGUCGAAAACAAUGACAUUGGUGUCGUUAGACGAGGGCAGUUUGGAGGAGAAACCUCCAAAGAACAGUGAAAGUGAUAAGGUAAAGACAAAAAACUGGAAUUCCAUUUCUGGGUUACCAAAAAUACAUUUUCAGAGAAAACCGGUUAUCCCAUCGGCUGCUCGUACACCAACCAACAAUCCAUUCCAAAAACAACUAUCCCGUGAAAUCCUUCUCACUCCGAAACAGUCUCUAAAAACUGCAAACGAGGGAACACGGAAAACGGCAUCUGUUGAGCAAUUGGUAGUUGCAAAGAAGAGUCGAGAACCAGUGACACCAUCAUCUGGAGGAUCGUCUGGAGGUGGAAGACGGAGUAAAAAAAAUUGGGAUGAAAUGGGAGCAUUUGAUGAGAAGAAAAGUAAAGAACUACCGAGUAGAGAACAAAUUUCUGGUGGCGGAGGAGGAGGUACUGCAGAUAAAAGAACACCCAGCAGAGAAAGUAAUAGUAAAAGCAAGAGUAAAAAAGCAUUGCCACCAAAGAUGGGAACUGCCGAACCGAUUUGA